This is a messenger RNA of Arabis nemorensis, 1203 nucleotides long. The record is from the annotation of a GenBank genome assembly. NCBI's taxonomy places the organism in Eukaryota, Viridiplantae, Streptophyta, Magnoliopsida, Brassicales, Brassicaceae.
AUGAACGGUCGUCGGAGAUAUAGCUCAAGCGGCGGAUCUUGUCCUGCAACACCAUCUUCUUACAGUAGUAAAACUCUCACCGAUCGUUCUUCCCCUACCGACACCGGCAAAUCUAGCUCCUUCGCUCGCUGGAUCUCCGGUCUCUUCAUCAAUUGCUUCACUCCUCCUGAUUCCGUCUCCUCCAAGGGCUUCGACGAUUCCGAACAUGAUAUUCGAAGUAGACGUAGCUCAACUGGAAGUGUCCAAAGGCAUUAUCAUAAUGGGAAUGCAAACGAAACAGAGAAUCCAAGAUUCACUUUCGACGAAAUCUACGACGCGACCAAGAACUUCUCUCCAUCUUUCAGGAUCGGACAAGGAGGUUUCGGUACUGUUUACAAGGUUAAACUUAGAGAUGGCACCAUCGUUGCAGUCAAACGUGCCAAAAAGGGUACACACGGCGACACUCAAGGUGCAGAGUUUGUGAGUGAGAUUCAGACAUUGGCUCAAGUAACACAUUUGAGUCUGGUUAGGUAUUAUGGAUUUUUGGUUCACAAUGACGAGAAGAUUCUUAUUGUGGAAUAUGUACCCAAUGGAACUCUUAGAGAUCAUUUAGAUUGUAAGGACGGAAAGAUUCUCGACAUGGCAACUCGGCUAGAUAUUGCAACUGAUGUAGCUCAUGCCAUAACCUAUCUCCACAUGUAUACACAGCCACCUAUCAUCCACAGAGAUAUAAAAGCUUCAAACAUUCUCCUCACUGAGAAUUUCAGAGCCAAGGUUGCGGAUUUCGGUUUUGCAAGAUUAGCUCCAGACUCUGAAUCAGGAGCUACACAUGUCUCAACACAAGUCAAAGGAACCGCGGGUUAUUUGGACCCAGAGUACUUAACAACGUAUCAACUCACAGUGAAAAGCGACGUCUACUCGUUCGGUGUACUCCUUGUCGAGAUUCUCACGGGUCGGCGUCCCAUUGAGCUUAGCAGAGAACAAAAAGAACGCGUCACCAUAAGAUGGGCGAUCAAGAAGUUCACGAAUGGAGAUUCGAUAUCGGUAUUGGAUCCGAAGCUAGAACGAAGUCCAGCGAACAACUUAGCAUUAGAGAAGGUAUUGGAGAUGGCGUUUCAGUGUUUAGCUCCUCAUAGAGGUUCGAGACCAAGCAUGAAAAAAUGCAGUGAGAUUCUGUGGGGGAUUCGUAAAGACUACAGAGAGCUCCUCAACACAAGUCUUUGA